AUGUCCGCCUUCAUCGUGGGAUCCACUGGUCUAUGUGGCAACCUCAUACUGAAACACUGUCCUGAAUACUUCUCAAAGUGCUACACCUUGUCAAGAUCCAAACCUGAUAACAGUGACAAUGAGUCCACGGUGAUUCUAACGUCCAAGGACUCGUCCACUUGGACAGAGUUGAUCUCGAAAGAGCCAAUUGACCAACCGGAUACGUUCUUCUCAGGACUGGGUACCACUAGAGCCAAAGCAGGCGGUAUUUCCAACCAAAGACUUAUCGAUUAUGACUUGAACUUGGAGCUGGCCAAGGCUGCUAAGUCAAAGGGGUUCAAAAAGUAUGUCUUGGUAUCAUCCAUGGGUGCUUCUGCGUCAUCGCCACUGCCCUACCCUAAGAUGAAGGGACAAUUGGAGGACGAUGUCAUUGCUCUCGGGUUUGAGCAGACAAUCAUUCUGAGACCUGGUAUCUUACUGGGAGAACGUCACGAGGAUAAGGGAUUGCUCAACAACUUGGCUGUCAAGCUCGGCUCAACCGUUCGUGGUACAUUCUUCGCCAAAUACGCUGGCUCUCCAACUGAGGCCGAGGAAGUUGCACUCGCAGCCCUGAAGAGUUCUCAAAAGAAGUACGAGGACAAAGUUGUCAUACUCUCCCCUGAUGAUAUCAUCAACCUGGCCAAGGAGUAGUACAAUCCACGGCAUUUCCAUCCUUACAAUAGCACAUGACCUCUGUUCUCAAUUCUAUGGUUUCCAUUGGUUUCUU
Molecule: messenger RNA, 745 nt
Organism: Williopsis jadinii
Lineage: Eukaryota; Fungi; Ascomycota; Saccharomycetes; Phaffomycetales; Wickerhamomycetaceae
Product: protein FMP52, mitochondrial
Exons: 1
Coding region: 1-669 (222 amino acids)
Biological process (GO): import into nucleus
Cellular component (GO): cytoplasm
Source: RefSeq, a predicted model, not a curated record